Molecule: messenger RNA, 1596 nt
Organism: Letharia lupina
Lineage: Eukaryota; Fungi; Ascomycota; Lecanoromycetes; Lecanorales; Parmeliaceae
Exons: 1
Coding region: 1-1596 (531 amino acids)
Source: RefSeq, a predicted model, not a curated record
AUGCUGGAUGAUCGUGCGGAUGACAAUGCGACUAUCAACACAGAUGUUGUCUCAUUUUGCGUCUCUCCUCAACACCCUCGUUCUUCCACCUCCCACACCUUGAACUUGAACCAGGUGAUGAACCAUGGCAGACAAGAAUCUACCUCGCCUCCGGAUACUGAAUAUGACUUCAUUCUUGAAUUCUUAAACGGCCUCAAGCCAUUCGCCAUCAGACUACAAGAAACCAUCAUGCCAAACCCUUCCACUCUUCCUCUUCCUCCUUCUUCUCUACCACCACCACAUAGCGCGGCAUCAAUGCCAGGCACAUUUCCCAUGGCCAAAGUGCCAUCAUUUGCAACUCGACGGGCAGCAUGCACUCACCUCACAAUGGAACGGCUGUACGGGGAUUUCACGUGCAACGUCUGCUCGCGUUUCUCCAGUUUCGGCUGGGUGUACUGCUGCACGCAAGACGAUGUUCCAGAAUCUCAAGUCACACCUGACUCCAUCUCAGAAAUCUCAAGCCCGCCUCAUCAACACAUCAAUGGCAGCCGGGGGCAGGCAAGCAGUGUUAACGAUCUGUCAAUGCCACCGCCAGCAGUCAACGAGGACCCGAGACUUGGAGUGGAGGACGCGCGAAUUCCCACUGCCCAGCUCAGUCCAUGGAUCGAGAAGGCCAUCAAGGACGGUCAUUACACGCCAGAGCAGGUCGCUAAGCUAAGAGCACAGAAGCAGCAUGUGGUGGACACUGCCAGGGCGGCAAUCGACCAAUUCGAGCAAAGCCAGACAAACAACAGCAAUUCUCCACCUCAAACACCAACUACGCUGCAGUCUGUCGACGCGAAUCCACAUCUACCAUUUCCCAUUAUCAACGAAGUCCAGGACCCAUCGACUACCAGUUCUUCCGCGGUCAACGUAGCACUGGCUCAGCGACCGAAAAUGAGAAUGUUCCCUUUCUGUAAAUUCUGCGCCUGCCAGCUUUGCAGACCUACCCAUCGUGAUCGUGCCUGGCAACACUUUGACGAUGUGUUCGAAAAAGAUGAAGAGAUCCCAUUCAUUCACUACGAGGAUAGCAAUCGACCAUUGGCAAGCGCGUCUAUCAUGAGUAAAAUUGGCCUACGUCCACCACGGCUACCAAAGCGCCCACUCCUACGAUCACUUGACAGCAGGGCUCUCUAUUCGCGUAACGAAGCCGGCCAAGUCGUUUUCAAUAACAACAGCGGAUCUUAUCACAAGUCGGCUGAUCCCACUAGCUCAUCCCCGGACAUUGCAGACACGAAGGUCGGGCUCGAAAGCAAAGGCUUCCGAGAGAGCAUGAAGCGUGCGUUUAAAAGUAUGCUGAUGACGCGCCACCCCAGCUCUCGUUCGAUUAGGAAGCGCAAGCUUAGCGAGGGAACAGACACUACGGAAGAGGAUGCGGUCGAGUUUGACAUGGGUCUGUGGAAGGAGCUAAACGAUGAGCUCCUCAAAGAGGCUUCUGGUGUUCCCCUUCCAGAGAAGGACAGCAUUGAAGGAUUGCGCAAGGAAGUUGCCGGGAUGGGUGUGGGAGGUUUGGGAGGGGUAGCUGUCACGGAGGAAGCUGCUGAUUUGGGGACGGUGGAUGUUAUCAUGUCGGUAUGA